AUGGAUCCUCUCGACUUCCGCGAAGAUGCUAAGCAAGGCCUACAUUGGGCCAAAGCUCCGAAUUGUGCUAGAAGUGACGAUGAAAUUACCCUCUCGAUGGGAGAUGGGGAGCUUCCUCCGCUGUAUUUCGAAAGUUCUGCGCGGAAGGACCACAUUCGUCGGAUACUCUUGGAUAUCCCGUGCAAGGUCUGCUUCGAUCACUCCUCCGGAAAACACUACGGCAUCUACGCUUGCGACGGAUGCGCGGGCUUCUUCAAGAGGUCCAUCCGACGGAAUAGACACUAUAUCUGCAAAGGCCGCGGAACUCAGGCCAAUCAGUGUCCUGUGGAUAAAACGCACCGCAACCAAUGCAGAGCCUGCAGACUGAGGAAGUGUCUCGAGGCGGGCAUGAACCGAGAAGCUGUGCAACACGAGAGGGGUCCGAGGAAUUCGACUUUGAGGAGACAGGCGGCCAUGUAUCUGAAAGAGGUCAUGGCCGCAGAGUAUAUGCCUCCGAACAGGAACGACGGCGCAGUAUCGUCAUUGCCGCUUUCGCUGCCUAUGCAGGAGCAUCUUUCACCCGAUGUCAAGCAAGCAUAUCCUACGACGCCCUUCCCUCUCAUUAUGCAACUGGCGAGACUGCCUGCGCCGAUCUCGCUGCCUGUUAUGACGCCCCCACCCGUGACUCUGUCCAGACCUCCGGUCCUGACGGGUCAAGCCCUCUGUGAACUUGCCGCUCACAUUUUAUUCCUGAACGUCAGCUACCUCAAGACGCUCACUCAGCUGAGCUCACUGCCACUUUCUGAUCAGCUGUUCCUUCUGGAGUCGUCGUGGAGCGAACUCUUCUUAAUCACCGCCACUCAGAUGGGGCUAUGCCUCCGGAGCGCGAUGAUGCUACUCCCGGACACAACAAAAGACAAAUGGACGCCUCAAGAAAUCAACGAAAUGAUUUCUGUACAAACGCAAUUGCGGCAACAGGCUCUCGAUGACACGGAGUGCCUCCUGCUGAAGACCGUGACCCUCUUCAGUCCGCCGAGCACUCUUCGCGCCUCCCCGCUCAGCGUUUCGACGCGGAGACUUCACGAGGUGCAAGCCGUGCAGCGCCAUCUAGAGGAUGUCAAACGAACCUUGCAAUCCCACGAUAUUCGUACUUAUCCAAAUCAAAUUCGGAGGGCGGACUCUGCUCUCGAUAUGGUCCCGCUGCUUAGAACCGUCUCUCGAGAGUUCAUUCAGGACCUUUUCUUCCGGAAAACGAUCGGAGACGCCGCCAUCGAGAGACUCCUCUGUGACAUGUACAAGGGAAGUUUCUGA
Messenger RNA from Galendromus occidentalis (western predatory mite), 1290 nucleotides. Its product is annotated as nuclear receptor subfamily 2 group E member 1-like. The transcript is spliced from 7 exons. Gene Ontology annotation, molecular function: zinc ion binding; DNA-binding transcription factor activity; sequence-specific DNA binding. The record is from RefSeq and is a predicted model, not a curated record. Gene Ontology annotation, biological process: regulation of DNA-templated transcription. The coding region runs from base 1 to 1290 and encodes 429 amino acids. Lineage: Eukaryota; Metazoa; Arthropoda; Arachnida; Mesostigmata; Phytoseiidae.